This is a messenger RNA of Cetraspora pellucida, 189 nucleotides long. The record is from the annotation of a GenBank genome assembly. Lineage: Eukaryota; Fungi; Glomeromycota; Glomeromycetes; Diversisporales; Gigasporaceae.
AUGGAACUUUUUAAAUUAGAUGCUACUAUUCGAGCAUGUGAUGAAUCCUUGUUGUCCCGUGAUGGCUAUCACCGUCUGGCUGCUAUUGAACCCCAACUCAUUCGAGAGCAUCAAGUUGCAAUACAAAGAAUUGAAAUAACCAACAUAAUGAAUGAAAAAAUUAGAAUUAGGACUUUUAAUACUGAUGAA